Molecule: messenger RNA, 9323 nt
Organism: Aphis gossypii (cotton aphid)
Lineage: Eukaryota; Metazoa; Arthropoda; Insecta; Hemiptera; Aphididae
Exons: 3
Coding region: 1117-4806 (1229 amino acids)
Source: RefSeq, a predicted model, not a curated record
GAUACACAGCGGCCCGUGCGCCUAGUUAUUGUGAUAUCCGUGUGUGUGGCGUGUGCCGUGGCAUUUUUUGUUGCUGUGUUGUACGUUGUUGAACUUGGGACGACACUAGUUGUGCGUGGUAGCUGUCGUCGUGUGUUUGAUCGCUGUUCGAAGGAUUUGGUACGUUCGUGCAGUGGUACCUAGGGUGAGUUAAUCCGACAACCGCGUGGGCGACAUACUCAUUGCUCACGGAGAGACAUAAAUUUACGGUGUAAACUCCAUCGUUUGUUGUGCAUCGUGCCUAAUUAAUCGGGUCAUCGAAUGCGCAUACCCUGUCGGGCUGAUAAUUGUAAUUUGAACGUUGUCGCGUUGUCCGUUAAACUUUGAGCAAUUAUUCGUCAGUGUCGCCGCCGCCGCCGUGAGGUCAUUGACCAUUGUGCCGCCGCCGCCGCCGUCAACAGCUGAUGUCGCGGCGUUAUCACCUACCACCGCCGCCGACGUUGUCAUAUUUGUAAUAUCUCGACGAGUAUCAUCGCCAUCACCGCUGUGGUAUCGUACUAUCAUUAUUAUUGUUUUAUAUUUUUAUCCUUGUCCAUGGGACAUAUUGUUUUUUUUUUGUAAAAUUAUAAUCAUUAUUCGCUGACCGACAAAGAGACGUCUUUGACGGCAGCAACUCUGUACAAUAUUUAUUCACGUGCAUUGUUAUUAUUUCAUCUAUAUUAUAUAUUAUAUAUUAUUAUUGUAAAGCAGCUAUUGUGUUAGCAUUUAUUAUCAAGAACUCAGCGUCACCUCACCCCCAUACCAGCGCGAGUCGUCGUAGCUAACCGCCAUAUAUCGUAGGAGUUACGUCGGAGUAGAACAUUUUGGUAGCAGAGCGUGGUUGAUGGACCUGGGUUAGGGUCCAAGUAGCGUUGUAUAUGGGUCUGUUGUUGUGUGAUAGUAUUAUAUCGUAUUAUUAAAUUAUAUUACAUCGAUUAAUAUUGAAUUGUAAAUGUUACAGUAGUCGUACAUUUGUUUAUUUUACGUACAUAUUUAUUGGUUAUUAUUUCUUUGCGGCCUAGGUAUUGUGGUAACUGUAAUUUUCAGGUGGAUAUUUUCUCGUUGUGGGUAGGUUGGUUGUAAUUUUAUUUAGUCAAAAUGGGAGACGACCAAGAACGUGCGCAGCGGCUGCGAGAUCGUGCUAUUACCAAGCGAACCACAGUUGUGUCACAAAUUCGAGGUAUCCAUGCUCAAGGUUCACGUGCAUUAUUGGAUUCGACAUUGGUGUCUGACUUCCAGCACGCAGCAGUCGAUCUCGAUGCGUUGUGGAUCCAGUUCAGGACAGAGGACGAUUCUGUAUUGAAUCAUCUUAGUGAUUUAGGUGAACUCAACGACUAUUCUCCGGAUUUGCCAGGUGAAGUGCGUAACCUCAUCACUACGUCGAAAUCUAUGAUCAGUCAACUCACACCAUCUGGCGCUGAGCUUAUUGAUCUAUCUUACCUUAAGAACCAGGUUGAUAAGCGUCAAAACGUUAGUCAUCAGGGUGGUUCAUCGUCGUCGUCCACCUCCAUCCCAUCAUCUCGUUUACCCGAAAUACCCUUGCCUAUAUAUGAUGGUGAUUUUCACCAGUGGCCUACAUUUCGCGAUCAAUUCCGCGCAAAUAUCGAUUCAAGGCCCAUACCUAAGGCGGACAAAAUGUAUUAUCUAGUUGGCUGCUUACGUGGGGUGGCUUCUGAUGCCAUACGUGGCAUACCGAUGUCUGAAGACAACUAUGACCUGGCUUGGUCAACAAUUGAACACCGGUUCAAUAGGCCACGAUUAGUCGCCAUGUCGUUAAUUGACAAACUGUUCCAAUUACCCGUGUCCACUCACGAAUCAUUGACAGACUUAAAUACAUUUGUCAGUAAAUUCAGCGAAGGCCUCUCCCUAUUAAAAUCACUAAAAAUUCCGGACUCGGGUUCCUUCGUAUUGUUUUCAAUGGCUUUUCGCUGUUUACCAAUCGCAACUAGGGAACUGUUCGAAACUACUGUCACGAAUCAGGGUGACUAUCCGACUAUUGAUGCAUUACUGGCGUGCAUUCAGUCUCGAGUGUCAACGUUGGAAAUUAUUGGUGAUUCGAAACCAGGAACCGCGAAUUCACAGUCGAAGUCGUAUCGUCCGUCGAACCGUAAGGGAGAUCGCUCCAGUCAUUCUGGCUACUCACAUGCUGCAUCAUUGCUUACAACGAAGUCUGGAAAAUCUUGUCCAUGCGGCACGGCAAGUCAUACCUUGGACUCCUGUAGUCAAUUUGUGUCGUGGGCAAUCGAAGAACGUAGUAAAUGGAUGCGUGAUCACAGUUUAUGUUUCAACUGCUUUAGCGAUUCUCACUGGUCUAACAAGUGUCGGUCAAAACCAAGUUGCAAGCAAUGCUCUCGGAACCAUCACACCUUGUUACACAUGGGUGGACGCAGUACCAAGGAAAAGGUUCCUGAAUCCAAAGCUAACUCCUCCUUGUGUGCAUCUCAACCGAUGUCCGCCACUUCUACAUCAUGUUCAGUGAUGCUGGGAACAGCGCUUGUCCACGUGCGUGACCGUUCCGGUACAUGGCAGACGAUGCGUGCAUUGGUUGAUUGUGCUUCACAAAUAAGCGCUGUUACGGUAUCAUGCGCGGACCGCCUUGGUUUAAAACGCUCUAGCUGGACUGCGCCUGUUACUGGUUUAGCUGGGCAUCCUGUUUCUAGUGUAAUGGGCCGAAUUGACUGCAUCGUCCAGCCCCGGUUUGCACCUGAACCAUCGUUGGCCAUUCAAGCUUGGGUAUUGCCGUCCAUCACUGGAGAUAUGCCCCAUAAAACAUUGAGUUCUGCCAUUAAGGAUAAGUUCUCAAAUCUUGCCCUGGCUGACCCUUCAUUCUACGUCGCAUCUAGUGUGGACAUGCUGCUGGGUGCUGACAUAUACGCCACUAUUAUGAAUGGCCAUAAAAUUGAAAUUGACUCUUCUCUUCCUUCGGCAUUCAAUUCGGUAUUUGGUUGGAUACUAAUUGGACCUGUUCCACAUACCAUCAUCGAGCCACUUCAUGCGCUUCCGGUAUCGCUGACCGUAUCCAUUGAGGAGCAGAUGAACAAAUUUUGGAACAUCGAAGAACCUGAAGCGGCUCCAGAUGCGUUCACCGAUGAAGGGAAGUGUGAGUCCAUAUUCACGAACGAAUGUGUGCGGCUACCAUCUGGUCGUUUCUCUGUUCCUUUACCGUUUCGAGUCCCUGUUUCACCAACAACAUUUGCUGGUUCUCGUUCAAUGGCAGUCAAGCGUUUUGAGUCAUUGGAGAGGAAGCUAUUGUCUAAUCCAUCUUUGCAGACACUAUAUACGAAUUUUAUGGGCGAAUAUUUGGCAUUAGGUCAUAUGUCGGCCGCGACCACGCCCGGUCAUUAUUUUGUCCUUCAUCAUGCAAUUUAUAAGGCAGAUGAUGGUGACGCAAAGAUCCGUGUGGUGUUCGAUGCGUCUGCGCGAUGUUCAGCCGGACCGUCGUUGAAUAGUUGUUUGCUUCCAGGGCAGAAGCUCCAACAGGACCUAAUCGAUGUCCUAACGCGAUUUCGCAUUUACCCACAUGCAUUCACGGCGGACAUCUGCAAAAUGUACCGUCAAAUCCAAGUGCUACCAGAGUACCGCAAGUACCAGCACAUUCUGUGGCGAUCAUCUCCACAUGACCAGCUUGUUGAGUAUCAGUUAAAUACCGUCACGUAUGGAGUGACGUGUGCUCCAUUCCUGGCCAUACGCGUGCUUCAGUCAAUUGCUGAAACUGAUUGCGUCGACGCCGAUCAUGUCCGUGAUGCCUUGCUGUACCAGACAUACGUCGACGAUAUCUGCGUAGGAGCGGAUUCAGUUGAAGGAGCUUUGGAGUUCCAAUCGUCUUUACAGCGUAUUCUCGUAAAAUCUGGGCUCGAACUUAAAAAAUGGUCCAGCAACACUCAUGAAAUUUUGACGUCCGUGCCGGCAGCUGAUCGGGUAAGCACGCCGUUACCAUUCCACGAUUCCGAAGAUGUAGGAACAAAGGUACUGGGAUUGCAAUGGAACCCUAACGAAGAUUUUUUCAGUUGUGCGUUGCGCUUUAAACCAUCUCCAGUAUUCACUAAACGUGGCGUGUUGUCAAUGGUAGCCAGAAUUUUCGACCCGUUGGGGUUAUUCGGCCCGACAAUUUUUCGGGCAAAAUGCAUCAUGCAGCGAACGUGGCAACUAGGAUUGACGUGGGAUGAACCAUUGCCUCCUGAAAUCCAUGCUGAUUGGUCCUCGUUUCUGUCCGAUCUGCCAUCUUUAUCGACGAUUCGAGUCGCACGCCACUUCAGCACAUUCGGACAAUCGUCAUGCUAUCUGUUGGGAUUUUGCAACGCUUCGCAGCUUGGAUAUGCCGCGGUCGUAUAUAUGUUGUCAGCCGAUUCAUCAAGUGUUCAACCUGCUGUUCUCGUCGGGUCUAAGACUAAGCUUGCUCCGAUGAAACCGUUAACAAUACCACGACUGGAGCUGAACGCCGCAGUGUUACUUGCCCGGUGGCUUGGGCGCAUCAAGCGAAUAUUGGAUCCUCAUCUCAAAAUUAUUGGGACUUACUGCUGGACCGACUCGAUGAUAGUCCUGUCCUGGUUAACGGUCCCUCAUACUUCGUUCAAAGUGUAUGUGUCCAAUCGUAUCCAUCAGAUCCGCACCAUAAUGCCUGACUGUAAGUGGAGCCAUAUUGAGUCGACAAACAACCCUGCCGAUUGUGCGUCAAGAGGUGUGAUGCCUUCAGAACUCACCAAGCUAUCCCUCUAUUGGCAAGGUCCUGCAAUUCUUCGGGCCAAUGAUAAAUCUCGUAACACCCAUGCCACUAUGCAGCCUACCUGAAGUAUUACCAGUGUCUCUCACAACUCGAACCGACCCGCAUGACUGUAAUGACGAAUGGUUCAACCGUUUUUCCUCAUAUGACCGCAUGAUUCGCGUCACCACCAUAUUGCACCGUUUCAUCAACCGACGGUGUCGUCGUUGUGUCCUAGAACCAAUUCCCACGAAGGGUCUGAGUCUAGUUGAGGUUGACUGUGCAACUCGUAGUAUUAUCAGAGAGUCGCAACGUAUUCACUUCUCUGACCUAUUACGUGAGUUAUCUUCUGGGGAUAGAGUAUCCUCAAAACCGUUGGCUCGUUUAGCUCCGUUCGUCGACGAUGUUGGAAUCAUUCGAGUUGGUGGCCGCCUUCGUCAUUCCACCCUAUCGUACAAGUGUAAACACCCAAUGUUAAUUGCCAAACGCUCCCAUCUAGCGCUAUUGAUUUGUCGUCGGUGGCAUCGCCUGACAUGCCACUCCGGCCCCCGUGUCAUGAUAUCACUCAUUUUACGCCAAUACUGGAUCAUCGCCAUUCGCUCGGUUGUACAUGAAGUGGUGACAAAAUGUUCUGUUUGCGUUCGUUUAGCUGCAAAACCUCCUCAACCUUUGAUGGCGGAUCUUCCUGCUGCACGUGUGCAACAAGUCCGUCCAUUCGCCCGAGUCGGCGUGGACUAUGCUGGCCCUCUACAAAUGAGAGAGUUAAAGCUUCGGAAAUCUCGGAGCUAUAAGGUGUACAUAGCGGUGUUCGUCUGUUUUUCUAUAAAGGCGGUCCACCUUGAAGUGGUGUCGGAUUUGUCAACUGAUGCCUUCUUGGCAGCGUUUGACCGUUUUGUCGGCCAUCGUGGACUCCCCAGUGAUGUAUACUCUGACUGCGGAACAAACUUCAUAGGUGCUGACAAGCAACUGCAAGCGCUUAUUAACAGCCCACAAGGUCAGCUCGCCAUUGAUACCAACUCUCGUCCACAUUGUAAAUGGCAUUUUAACCCCCCCAGUGCUCCGCAUUUUGGUGGGUUAUGGGAGGCGGCUGUCCGGUCCACUAAGCGUCUGCUGGUUCGCACAAUGAGCACCCACGUCUUCACCUACGAAGAAUUCAGUACUGUCUUGAUCCGCAUCGAAGCCGUCCUCAACUCUCGACCACUGACGCCCGCAUCCACAGACCCUCAUGAUUUGGAAUGUCUCACGCCUGGGCAUUUCCUCAUUGGACAACCACUGCUCGCUGUUCCACCUCGUUCCAACCCAGAUGCUACCCGUAAUUUGACAAACCGGUGGAAGUUACUAGAUCAGUGCCAUCAAGCAUUUUGGAAACGUUGGUCAUCGGAGUACUUGACAACGCUCCAACAACGCACUAAAUGGACAGAUCGCGUCCCUAACCUUAAGGUCAACGACAUGGUCGUCGUGGUUGACAAUCAAGCACCUCCUUUAUUUUGGCGUCUCGGUCGCAUCAUUGAACUGGUGCCAGGAUCCGACGGAACCGUGCGAGUUGCGUCGGUGUUAACGCAACAGGGACGCAUUACACGACCAGUAGUUAAAUUGGUUGUGCUACCGACCGACUGAAAAUGUAAAUUAUCCCAACCCCCAAACGAUUUAAUAUUUGCCUGUUUGUUAUUUGAGUAUUACUAAUUAUACGUGCAUGAAUCUCACACUUCAAUAUGACACUUACAUGCUAUGGUCAACACUACUGACAUAUGUGGCGGUUCACCUGCGAUGUCCCCGCUGAGGGGGGUUGGGGGAGCUGUAUACUGUACUGCUUUGUUCAAACGUGUUUUGUAUUGGUUUGUUCAAUAAUUUUAUUAUUUAAAUUGUAUAAUUAUUCCUGUAUUUUGUCCAUCAUUAUUUUAUAUUAUGUGUGUAUUAUUAUUCCCUUCCAUUUUUUAUACGUCAGUAUUAUAUUAUAUUCUAUUUUUUGUUUUACACUAUUAUACACCUCCGUGCCUUUUUUUCUUUUGUAUUAUAUAAAUUAGGUUCAACAUCAUCGGCGGCAUUUCCACAAUGACAAGCGGAGCUUCCCAUGGGGGAGAAUGUUUAAACUGCCGCCUUAUCCUAUCUGGAGUUUACCAUCAGUGCGCGCGAUAAUGCACGAUAACACGGCGAGUCUCGAACUUUGGACUCCUUCCCCCCCAUGCCCACGACCUGGACUGUUCGGACGUCGUCUCCGUGCCGCCAGUCUGUCUGCGUUCCAACGGUGCCGAUACACAGCGGCCCGUGCGCCUAGUUAUUGUGAUAUCCGUGUGUGUGGCGUGUGCCGUGGCAUUUUUUGUUGCUGUGUUGUACGUUGUUGAACUUGGGACGACACUAGUUGUGCGUGGUAGCUGUCGUCGUGUGUUUGAUCGCUGUUCGAAGGAUUUGGUACGUUCGUGCAGUGGUACCUAGGGUGAGUUAAUCCGACAACCGCGUGGGCGACAUACUCAUUGCUCACGGAGAGACAUAAAUUUACGGUGUAAACUCCAUCGUUUGUUGUGCAUCGUGCCUAAUUAAUCGGGUCAUCGAAUGCGCAUACCCUGUCGGGCUGAUAAUUGUAAUUUGAACGUUGUCGCGUUGUCCGUUAAACUUUGAGCAAUUAUUCGUCAGUGUCGCCGCCGCCGCCGUGAGGUCAUUGACCAUUGUGCCGCCGCCGCCGCCGUCAACAGCUGAUGUCGCGGCGUUAUCACCUACCACCGCCGCCGACGUUGUCAUAUUUGUAAUAUCUCGACGAGUAUCAUCGCCAUCACCGCUGUGGUAUCGUACUAUCAUUAUUAUUGUUUUAUAUUUUUAUCCUUGUCCAUGGGACAUAUUGUUUUUUUUUUUGUAAAAUUAUAAUCAUUAUUCGCUGACCGACAAAGAGACGUCUUUGACGGCAGCAACUCUGUACAAUAUUUAUUCACGUGCAUUGUUAUUAUUUCAUCUAUAUUAUAUAUUAUAUAUUAUUAUUGUAAAGCAGCUAUUGUGUUAGCAUUUAUUAUCAAGAACUCAGCGUCACCUCACCCCCAUACCAGCGCGAGUCGUCGUAGCUAACCGCCAUAUAUCGUAGGAGUUACGUCGGCGUAGAACAGUUAAAGUAAAGACGUCAUUUGACGUUUAAGAUAUUUGUGUUAAAAUAGUAAAGACGUCAAUUGACGUCCCUGUUUUUUUUUAAUAAAGUAGUAAAUUGACAUUAAUGACAUUUUUUUAAUUAAAAUUGUAUUAUUUUGGUUUUUAUUUUAGAAUUAAACUAAUUCGAUUUAAAAAAAAAAAUAAAUACGCCUUUUGAAGAACAAAAUUUUAUUAACUUAAAUAAAGAAUCACUUUUUGUAAAACAAUACCCUAAUACAUUUGUAUUUCAUAAUAUUAUAACAGAAUUAAUCGAAUUAAAUUAGUUAUAAUAAACUUAAAUAAAAAAUGAUUAUAAAGUAUUUUGGCGGCUAACACAGUUUUAGUCAAAAUCCGAUAAUAUUUUGUUUAACUAAAAUAACAUAUUACUUUUAAAGACAAAAAAAUCAUACCUAUAUAGCUGUUACUGAAUAAAUAAUAUUGUUUAUUCAGCUUGGAAAUCGAAUGGUUAGAGAACCAAUGGGUUAUAAAAAAACAUGAGAAAUAAUAUUUUGUUCAACUGAUUGUGUAUUGUUAAGAUUGUUUUCAUUUUAUUCUAUCCUAUCAUAAUGUUCUUUAUUAAGUAUAAUUUAAUUUCUAUUACAAUUCUAGUUGUUGCGAUUUGGGUUAUGCCUACUUCAGCAGAUCUAUUAUAUAAUCAUUGUUCUAGUAAUAUAUAUUUUUUUUAAUGAAUCAUUAGCAAUGGCUGUGAAUUUAAUGCAUGUGCAAUGCUUAUGUAAUCUAUCUGGAAGAAAUUAUAUUAAUAUAGAAGUUAAGAUAUAUUAAUUUUAUUAGUUUUAAUUAGUAUUAUUAUUUUUGUUAUUGAUAUUUUAUAAAUAAAUUUUAAUUACUAAUUUCAACAUUUUAUUUAUCAUACAUUGCAUUUUUUCAGUGAAUAUUAUAAUAUAUAUUUUGCCUGCAUUAAAUUCACAACUUUGAUUACCAGUAAAUAUAUUGUAACUUGAAAGGUUGUGAUAUAAAAUAUUAUUAAAAAAAAUCAAAAGGUUUAUAUUAUGGCUUAUUAUAAUUGAGAUUUAUGGCUUUCUGGCCAUUACCCCAAAGUUAUGGCUUUCUGGUCAUUACCCCAAAGAACUACAUUUUGAAAACAAAAAUCAAUAUCGAUUUUUAAUUAUUGGUGAUUACAUUUAAAAAAAAAACACACAAUGUAUUGAUUGUGUUUUCUUUGAAUUCUUUGAAAUUAUUAUUAAAAUAUAAUAAGUGCGUAAUUAUUUCAUAUAACCACUCAUAUAUAUACAUUUUAAGAAACUAUAUAUUGUGAAAUUAUCAAUUAUUUAGAACAAUAGUAAACAAAUUUUAAAAAUAAUCACUAUAUAUUUUAAUUUAACUAUAAUGAUCCUUAAAAUAUAGAUUUAGUGGAUUUUGGUUUCGUUCAUUAAAUAAUAUUGAACCAUCAAAUCACUUUAAUUAAUUAUUUCAUUAAUUUAUUUUAUACAUCACCACAAAUUAAUUUAAUUUAUUUUUUUUAAAUUUUAAAAUA